CCAUCGAAUUCUGUUAAACGGAAAAAUUGGUUAGAUGCAUGCAGGAAUGAAACUCAUCAUCAACUCGGCUUUAUUGUUGUGAAGAUCAUUUUGACCUUAAAGUGGAUUUGGAAAAUUGGUUAGAAUGGACAAUGGUUGGUGGUAACAAACGGAUGAGGAAUAAUAUUGUGCCUCAUAAAUUUAUUGAGCAAUCAAAAUCCUCAAGCAUGAAUGAUGCUCCUUCAAUGGAUGUAGAUCAACUAGGUACUGAAACAAUGAAUUUAAAUAUUGCCAAGUUACGGCUGGAUCAAAUCUCUGGAAGUAUAACGGAUAAUUUAAAUUCUGAGUGCACAAACCAAUUUAAUUUCAAUAUACAAGAAGAUUAUGAUAAGAACAGAUCCAAUAUCUGCGAUGACCGCCCUGCUAUUGGAAGUCAAAAACUGAAUGUUGGUGUCCAAGUCAAGAUAAAGAGUUUAAACAGGAGUGUAAAAGUUCAAUGUAAACCUGUGACUAAAGAUCGUCCAUCAUCUCCGAUUGAGCAGUUGAUAGAAAAUGAAAAUGCGCAUAAUUAUUGUUCUCAACCAACGAAUAAUGAUCCAUUAUCAAAUCCUUCACCUAAUACUACAAAUUUAUCUUCUAAUACAACUGCUAGUUCAUUCCCUACUUCAUCAGAUAAUUUCUUAACAACAAAUGGAAGUACAGAAAAUGAAUGGAAAAAUACAUUUCAACAAGAAGAAUUUCAGAAGCGUAAUUUAAAGCAAACACGAAAGAAUUCGGUUUUCACCUCGUAA
Messenger RNA from Cotesia glomerata, 770 nucleotides. RefSeq names its product metabotropic glutamate receptor-like protein P. The transcript is spliced from 2 exons. Bases 132 to 770 code for a protein of 212 amino acids. The record is from RefSeq and is a predicted model, not a curated record. NCBI's taxonomy places the organism in Eukaryota, Metazoa, Arthropoda, Insecta, Hymenoptera, Braconidae.